ACUGACCAAUAGGUGAGUCUCACCUCACCACAUAAACUAUUAGACUAAUUUCAUAUUGUUCAAAAUGCAUUCGUUUAUCUGUCAAAACUAACAUUGUUGUCACAUUAUUCCCAAACCAGUCAUCGCGUGAAGCUCAACUCAUCAUUAGACGGAGUGAGUGAUGGUGGAAUCUGGAAGUGUUGAGCGUCCGGGAGGCGGUACGGUGCGGGUCCAGGAGACUCCUCCACCGAAAAUAAACCUGCAUGAAGGGGAAAACGAGCGAGCGAGAGAGAAAAAGAGAGAUAGAGGGAGGAGGAAGAAGAAGGGAAACAUCUCGAAAGAGUGCAGGGGGAAACAUACGGGAGAGAAAGAGGGGAGUGCCUGCGUUUGCAGCGGAUUAAAAAACUGCGCAAUUUCCAGACUCGCAUCUCUUCCACGCCAAAAUGAAACUCGUGAGUGGACACGAGAGGCUCUCAUCGUGGCACCAUUUUGGCAACGUCGUCGUUUUGCCAAAACUGCAUAAUGUGAUGAAACCGGAGAGAAGUCGUGAGCUUUAUGCGUGCUUUCUUGGGGAAGACUCGGGGACAAUUUUGCGCGCUGACGUUUGUCACAUCAUCUCCCCUUACAGUGGUUUCACAACGCAGCUGCGUGUAGAUGCAUGUACACGCCGACAUUUUACAUUCAUUUGCGUUUUGAAAUUGCACGUUUAUGAUGUUUACAGAGGUGAUGACGGAUGGCGUUCAUUCAUCGCGCGCGACGAAAGAAACUGCGUAGUUGCUUGUAUUUUUACAAUGAGGACAUGCGAGAAGAAGAAGCCACCUCCCAGUUUGACCCUCCGUGCAUUAGCAGAACUUAUUGUUUCACCAUGGCUGAGAUUUGGUUGGCCGACAUAAAUGUCACUCGAGAUUGUAAGGAUCACAAAUCCAAUGAAACGCCUCAGUGCCUUCACUUAGCCAAUGGGAGAGGAAGAUCAAAGCGCACUUAUAAAAGUUGACCAAUAGGGUGGAUGGAUGAUACCUGCACAAAACCAAUGACUGGAGAACAGAGAGCAGAAAAAACUGUGCAGCUCUCUUACUCAUGCCCUCUCCACUCCUCCUCCCCCCACUUAUUGCUCCGGAAAGAAAGAGGAGAUGGAAGGAAAGACUGAGAGGAAGAGAAUGCGACAGGAAGUAGAAGAGUGGGGAGAGAGACUGAGCAUCACAGAUCCUCUUCUUAACUUUUGGGAGCAAAGACUAGAGGCGCAAGCUGGUCUCGCAGGACGAGUUUUACUACUAAAGUGAUCCAGGACCACAGAGUCGGUCGAGAUGAUUGACUAUUGGUGCUAAACCCAACUCUUCAAAAGUUUGAGAGGUGCUAUCCAAUGCUGAUUUGACAGUUGGCAGGAGUAACAGUAAACAGCUUCUUUAUCGUGUUGGUGAGUGGCCCUUUCUGUUGUGCAGUGGAGGGCUUCACACUUGCAGCUAGUGUGGCUGGAUGAAUCACACAGCAGAACAGUUUGGUGGGUGCAGCACACGGGACCCUUUUCCUCUGGAUGGUCUUAACCGUGGACCAUGGGCUCCCGUGGGCAGCCGCGCCUGGCCACCUCCCCCCAGGUGCUUACCUGGUGUAAAUCAACACCAGUUCCACCCCCAUCUCCCUCCCAGUCACAUGACUGGGAUAAACCAUCCAAAUAAAUUCUUAAACAGUCCCUUACCUCGAGGGGACAAGCAUGAUCUGUCUCAGGCUUUGAUGCCAGGAUUACCCCCAAGGUUACCCCCUGCACCUCCCAGGCCUUGGGAACCAACCAGAACAGGCCAGGCAUAUGAUCCCUUACCUGGUGGUGAUCUCAACCGGCUGCAAAUUAGUUAUAAUGCAGGACCUCCUGCACAUCUGGCAGCGCGAGCCAAUCAGCUACUGAAGUAUGGUGCUCCUCAUCCUCAGCAUGGCUCCAGGCCCAUGCCUCCAUUAACUGAUCCAUGGACUCAACCUCAGACUCAGCAGCAACCCAGGGGCCCUCACUCUAAUGCUGGGCCUUUAAAACGACCAGGGCCCCCUUUGGGAGAGCACUCAGUUAUUCAGCCCACCCCUACUCCAUCUCUGCACCGACCCAUGGAGGAUUGCCCUAGCCCCAGGAAAAGAAAAAAGAGCUUCGAGCCCGAGCAGAGUUUUCAUUCAUCCACGCAGCAAAUACAUGGGCCACCUGUACAUUUAAAUCAGCAGCCAAACUCACAUUACCCCCCUCACAAACCUGGAUUUUGGAACCCAGUGCACAAAGAAGCAACAUGGAACCAAUCAGAGCGAAAAAGCGGACACAUGGAUUUCCAGGACAAGCCAGAAAUUGGGCGUUUCUCAUACAAACCACCUCUACUGAAUCCAUCAACUGUGUCUCCACCUACUAUCCCCCCCACAAGAGGCUAUGGACAAAGCAGAGGUCAUCCUCCACAAUCCCACAAGAUCCAUCAGCCACCACAAACACUGGGGACACCUUCCCAGAACCAUCACAUUCACCAUUCUACAGACCCCUAUUCCAUUAACAGAUCUACAGGACAAGGGAAGCCAGAGAGUACUACUCAAAAAGGACAUGAUUCUGGAGGUUGUUCCUCAAAUAGCCAGGCUCCACCAACUACAUUAUCAUCAUCAUCAUCACUGCAGGCAGAUAGGGAGCGCCCAACACCCUCACCAGCAAACCACACCACUGUGCCUUACAGUCACCCCCAGUUCCAGCCUCACCCAGGGCUGGUUCAUUCCACCAGCCCACCGGCCAGCAGCCCAACCCAGGCCACAGUACCUCAGCACAACCUCCAUAAACCCUGGAGGAACCAAGUUACACAUGGACAGCAUAAAGAGUCCUGUACUUAUUCAGCAGAAGGGGAUUCUCAGGUUGUUGCUCGCCCUUCCCAGGGACAUAAUAGGCUUGGUGGAAACGACCAGGAUCCAGGGACACCCCAACGUGUGAGUCCAACUCAGGCAUCUGCCAGAGCACCUGUAAUUACCCCAAACCUGGAGACUCCCCAUCCCUCUCGCUCUCUUGAACUCUUUGGAAAUGUUGAAAGCAUCUCUUCAAUGAGCUCAGCAACACCUACCAAUUCCAUCACUAUAAAUAACUGGAGAAAUACAGAUUCUUCGGUGCUAAUCUCAAACCCAAACCAUCUAUCCAUUAAUAGUCAAAACCUACCACAUCCAAGGUAUCAGGAUAUCCGCCCUGGUGUUGGCAACUAUUCACAACCACCCAGAGUGGCACAAUCUCAGAUUCAGCAGUCCACUAUUCCCCACACAGGACAGAGUAGACUUAACUACACCCCAGUAUCCUCAGCUCCCUCCUCCCUAAACUCAGGGCAUCAGAGAUCAGGGGACAGCGUCAUCACCAGCAAUACCUCUAACACUCCCCCAAAGGCAGUCAGUUUACACCUACAAAGCCCUCAACAUUCAGCACCUGUUACAGUAAACUCAGCCCUUCAGACAGUAUCCAAUUGUUCAUACACCACAGUGCCCAUCCAAGCUUCCUCAGUUUCUCAGGCAGCUACUGUUCCAACCUCAGUCCACCCAGGCCCAUUUUUGCAAAAUGCUGCCCCAAGCCCUCAGUCCAUUGCUGAUGCUUUAAAUAAACUUGAUGCAGAGUUGCGGAGCCAUAUGCAAGCAGAGGAGAGAAGAAGAAAACAGGAGGAAGAGACAAAGCCUCCCAAUGAGUCAGCCAUCAAGAGUCUGGAGCGCUUUCUCUCAAGUAGUGCACCUGAGCCUCCACGUCUGUCUCCUGCCAAUGCACCCUCCUCCGUUUCACCCCCUAGUCAGAAUUCCCUUCCCUAUCCCUGGUUGAGUCGAGGUGGAGUGCCACCACGUCCUACUGGAACUCCAACUCUUCUGGAACGAUCCCAGCCACCUCCUCUCACGCCGCAGACAGAAUAUGCACGUGAGAAGCAAAGGCAGAGAGAGAAGUGGAAGAAUGGCACACCCUCGAGUCCUCCUUCACAAAAUUCCACUGGAAUUUCCACAUACCCUUCAAAGCCUGGUCUCGUCAGCCUCUCUGACAACCAGAGCCACACGACGCAAUUAAAACCUGACCAAUCUAAAAAUACCACCAUGCUAAUAAAAGCCUCUCAUAAUGCUGGGAUUAUGGAUGCUUUGCCCAAACCCCCACCCCUGCGAGAGCCACCUAAACUUUAUCAGGCUUUCCCUAAGCAAAAACACAGGCCUAGUGCAGGGCUUGAAACUUUUGGUAGCAGUGCUAACAGCUGCAGUGGUGACUCUGAUGGUGCACAAUUUGAAGAGGAACCUUCGGAGCUCUUGCCUGAUGGAUUGGCUAAUAUUAUGAAGAUGUUGGACGAGUCCAUUAAGAAAGAAGAAGAGAUGUUAUCUGGUCACAUUGGGGAACAGGCAGUACCAGAACCACCAUUCUCUUUGAACGUGGCUCCAUUAAAGGGUUACUUACGUGCCCCAGACCUCUUGCCUGCCCUCAAACAUUCUCCAGCUGGCGAUUAUCAACAGGAUGGCCAUGCAAGUCCACCCGUAUUAAGUCGGCAAGGUUCACUGGCGUCUCCUUGCAGCCGUACUUCCUCACUCGAGGAAGAAGAGGACGUUCUAAAGGUGAUUUCUAAGCCAGGGAAUCCCAUUAGCAUGCAAUCUCAUGAAAGCAUUCUGGCCACAGCAGGAACAAAUUAUCGCCAUAGUGACUUGGCUAAGCUGUAUGGCCUUCCAGAGGUAGAAAAAAGUGAGUGUGAUGAUGAUGAAGAGGAAGUAGAUAGAGAAGAUGAUACUCCAUCUUGUUCACCACCACCUCAGCGGCCACACCUCCAUCAAACUGGUGUGAAUAGCAUGUUUAAAAACCUUGCCUCUGUGCUUGGAAGCCAGAAAUACACCUACCGUGGUGGGCCUUUUGGUCGCCCUCCUCCUUCUGCCUUUUUGGGAGUGAAGUAUUCUUCCUCACUUUCCCUAGGGCCUGACAUUUGCCGGCAACAACAAAGCACUUCACCUACAUCAGGUUUAGCCAGCCACCCAGGCUUUAGCAGUCCAACCCAAACCUCUCCCAGUAGUAACUUGGCUCAGCCCCAAUCCCUCUCACCUACAGAAUGGGCAUCAGAGAGGAAGAUAAGCCAGUCAGAUUUUCUGGACAAUGAUGAUGAGGAUUACAAGAACGAAGAAACCACAGAAAAGAAGCGUUCUAUAACUCCAAAAGAGUUAGUCGAAAGACGGCCAAAGCUAACCACUAUCUCAGAGUCUUCACUAGCUGAACUUGCUCAUAACUAUGAGUUGAACAAACACAUACUCCCUUCUAAUGACCACUCAAAGGCAGAGGUGCAAGAGAUGUCCAAACCUGAUAAAGAAAAAGACAGACAUAGAGACCGAGAAAGAGAGAGGAAACACAGACACAGUAGCAAGAAACAUGAGGACCGGAAGGAGAGGAGGAAAAAGCACAGGGAAAAACAAGAUGAUGCAUCCCUUUCCUCCUCAUCCUCUUCCAGCUCCAGUCGACGGCAUAAGGAUGGAAAGUCACACAAGGAAAAGAAGAGUAGGAAGGUGCUGGGUAACUUGGACCUUCAGAGUAAGGAGUUUAGGGAGAAAGAACACGAGCGUGAUGGAGACAAGAAGAGAAGGAAAGAGGAAUGUGGACGAUCCCAGAGCGAGGUCGAAGAGUGGGCACGUAGUGACGACAGGACAAGCAUUUCUGGGCAUUCCUCCGAUUUCCCAUCUGGAUCAUCAGCAUUAUGUUCUGAUGACUUGCAGAAACUAAAGGCAUUGACAGAUGGGCCACCCAAAGAACUGAAGAUACGCCUUAUAAAGGUGGAGAGUGGAGACAGGGAGACAUUUAUUGCAUCAGAGGUUGAAGAGAAGAGGAUCCCUCUGGAGGACAUCAGCAUAAAAAACACAGCUAGUGAAAUCAUCCGAGCAUGCAAGGGGGCUCGGGUGAAGGGAAAGUUUAAGGAAUCGUACCUCCUACCUGCCUUUUCGGUCAAGCCAGUUAUGAACACAGAGCAGCCUAUCCCUCGAGAGAAACUGAACCCCCCCACACCAAGUAUCUAUUUGGAGAGUAAGAGAGAUGCAUUCUCUCCAGUGCUGCAGCAGUUCUGCACAGAUCCUAAAAACCCCAUCACUGUCAUCAGGGGACUAGCGGGCUCCCUUAGACUGAAUCUGGGCCUGUUUUCCACCAAGUCUUUAGUGGAGGCAAAUGCGGAGCAUGCGGUGGAAGUUCGGACCCAGGUCCAGCAGCCAGCCGAUGAGAACUGGGAUCCCACUGGCACUGGCCAGACCUGGCCCUGCGAGAGCAGCAGGUCACAUACAACAAUAGCCAAGUAUGCCCAGUAUCAGGCCUCCAGCUUCCAAGAGAGCUUACAGGAAGAGAAGGGCAGUGAGGAUGAAGAUGAGGAGGAGGAUGAAGAAAUUAAAUCAGCCACUAACUCUGAGAGCACAGCCAAUAACCCAUCAGCUCCCAGCUCCAGUAAUACAGAGCAGAAGGCUGUGGGAAAGAUAAUUAAAUUUGGCACCAACAUUGACCUGUCUGAUCCCAAAAGAUGGAAGCCCCAGCUGCAGGAACUGCAGAAGCUACCAGCAUUUAUGCGCGUGUCCUCUAGUGGAAAUAUGCUGACUCAUGUUGGCCACACUAUUUUGGGAAUGAAUACAGUACAACUCUACAUGAAGGUCCCUGGCUGCCGCACACCAGGACACCAGGAGAACAAUAACUUUUGCUCUGUGAACAUCAAUAUUGGGCCUGGAGACUGCGAGUGGUUUACUGUACACGACGACUACUGGGAGGCCAUAAGUGAUUUUUGUGAAAAGCAUGGAGUGGACUAUCUAACAGGAUCAUGGUGGCCGGUUCUUGAUGAUCUGUACCGUGCUAAUAUACCCGUGUACCGAUUCAUCCAGAGGCCAGGAGAUCUGGUAUGGAUUAAUGCAGGCGCUGUACACUGGGUCCAGGCUGUGGGCUGGUGCAACAACAUCGCUUGGAACGUGGGUCCUCUUAACCCAUAUCAGUACCAGUUGGCAUUAGAGAGAUUUGAGUGGAAUGAAGUCAAGAAGGUGAAAUCCAUCGUUCCCAUGAUUCACGUGUCUUGGAACGUGGCACGCACCGUCAAAGUCAGCGACCCCCAAACAUACAAGAUGAUAAAACAUUGUCUCCUCCAGUCUAUCAAGCACAUUCAGAUCCUGAGAGACCAGCUAGUGGCAGCAGGGAAAAAGAUCUCCUACCAGAGUAGAGUGAAGGAUGAGCCGGCCUACUACUGUAAUGAGUGUGAUGUGGAGGUGUUUAACCUGCUGUUUGUGACCAGUGAAAAUGGCAGUCGGAAGACAUACGUAGUGCACUGUGAGGACUGUGCACGAAAAAGCAGUCCUAACCUCUCCAAUGUAGUAGUGCUGGAGCAGUACCGCAUCGAAGAGCUGAUGAACGCGUAUGACUCUUUUACCUUGGCCAUCGCUCCCAGCACUCGAUGAGGACAACUCGCCCCUUUCCCUCACACAGCCAUAACCAAAACUCCUGCUCGCAGGACAAGAUGUUGUUUGUGAUUUUUCUUUUCAACAGUAAAUUAACUACUACUGCUAAUAUUUGUUGAACAGCCAAUUGAACACCAGUUUACUCAGCAUUGUUUACAAAAAAAAAAAACAAUUAGCCAAUAAGAUGAUCUUGUGUACCAGUGGCUCUAUGGGACUUCAAAAUGGAACCCAGUUUGGUGCUCACAGCAGUGGAGCCGACGCGCUCGUCAUUUCUGGCAUGCCGGUUUUUUGUUCAUUGUUUUGUCGUCUUGAAUAAUGAAAUGUGUAAAUGCUCUUUGUACUUUUCCUGGGGUGCUUUUUUCUCCAAUAAUUUAUUAUUUUUGAAACUAGAACAGCCUAGAUAUAUACCACAUUGGCCUUGUGACUUGUAUUUAGCGAAGAGAUAAAAUUAAUAAUACUAAUAGAGCUAUGGACAUUUUUCUAAAGCAUUAAGAAUUAAAAGAAAUACAGUUGUUCAGAAUGCUUCAAAACAUACGGGUUUUAAAGACUUGUUCAUUUUUAGUAAGUAUGGAAUGUUGUGUUUAUGAUGUCGAUUUAAUUUUUCACGAAAAAAAAUCAUCAGUACAAACAUUCAAGGGUUGCAUUUACUUAUACUGCAUUUUGUGAGAGUAUAAUUGUUCAGUUUAUCCAUUUUGUUCAGUGAAUUGUUUCUCACCUCUAUACAAAUCUAUUUUCCUCAUUUUUUGUAAAUUGUUUAUUUAAAAAUUUCCUUCUAUUUAUUGAUCUAGAAAACAUUCUCCCCUGCCUCAAGUAUGGUUAUCAGAGUUGUAUUAAGGGUUUUGAUUGUUAUUCUAAUUUCUCUGUAAUAUUUUAAAGGGAUUAGAGGGUUUUGAUAUUUUUUUAGUCUUGGUGCUUUUACCCUUUAAAUAUCUUUACUUUUAUUUACAAGUCUCUCAUCAUUGAUUCCGUGUCCAUAGAUUGUAGAGCACAGACGGGUGGAAUUUGAAUAAUUAUGUUUUGUACACACAAUUGUUUUAGACAUUUUUCCACUUACACAAAUGUGAUCGCUUCAACACCUGUUUACCUUGGAAUUGGAGACCUGUUCUCUCUGAAAAGUUUCAAAAUGGUGAUUUUUGCCAGUAAUCCUAAACCUAGAUCAGCUGCCAACGCGAUCAUGAAUACAGGAAUUAGGAUUAUGAACUAUUGAAUAUAUUUAGUGGUGCUUUUGUCCUGUUGUAAAUGCUGUUCAAUUAGGACAUGUUUGCCAUGCUGACUAAAGCAGACAAUAUUUCAACAUGCACAGUAUAUAUUUGUUGGCUACAGUGAGCUCUCAUGCCAAUACCAGGCAUUUACCGAGUGAAUUAAGUUGAACUGUAAAUUCUGUGGCAUUUUACUGGAACGAGUCAUAUAGCGUGAAAGGGGAUUUAAAUGCAUUAUCUUGUUUUGAUUUAUAUACUGUCGUUUUUUUACCGAGAUUUAGGGGCGUUAGCUUGAAAUAAUUCAUGUAUUAUCAGGAAAAUGUUGGUUUUACUUAUGAUAUAGAUGGUGCUGAGUUCUUGAGCUACUUUCUUGAUUUUUUUUUUAUGAAAUAUUUUUCUCGUUGCAAUACACACUUUCCUGUUUUUCUGAUUUUUAUUUGAAUUUUGUGGUUAUUUAAAAUCUGCACUGUUUUGGAAUUCACACACGAAGCGAACUGAGCCAGACAUGUCUUAAACACUUUGUGAAUUCGUGUGACAUUGAUAUGAUUACUCUGAAUAAUAUUAAAUGCUUUUGAUAAAGUUUAA
Molecule: messenger RNA, 9161 nt
Organism: Misgurnus anguillicaudatus (oriental weatherfish)
Lineage: Eukaryota; Metazoa; Chordata; Actinopteri; Cypriniformes; Cobitidae
Gene: kdm6ba
Product: lysine (K)-specific demethylase 6B, a
Biological process (GO): heart development; regulation of gene expression
Cellular component (GO): MLL3/4 complex
Molecular function (GO): RNA polymerase II cis-regulatory region sequence-specific DNA binding; histone H3K27me2/H3K27me3 demethylase activity; chromatin DNA binding
Source: RefSeq, a predicted model, not a curated record